AUGGUCAAAGCAGUCGUUCUCGGGGCCUCCGGAGGCAUUGGCCAACCAUUGUCGUUGCUUCUCAAAGCAAGCCCUCUGAUCGACGAGCUUUCGCUCUAUGAUGUCGUCAAUACACCAGGUGUCACCGCCGACCUAUCUCACAUAUCUUCCGUCGCAAAAAUUACCGGCUACUUGCCCGCAGAUGACGGAUUGAAAAAGGCUUUGACCGGGGCUGAUGUCGUAGUCAUUCCCGCUGGCAUUCCUCGCAAACCUGGAAUGACUCGCGAUGACCUGUUCAAGAUCAACGCCGGUAUCGUCCGUGACCUGGUCAAGGGUAUUGCAGAGUCCUGCCCAAAAGCCUUCAUUUUGGUCAUCUCCAACCCUGUCAAUUCUACGGUCCCAAUCGCAGCCGAGGUCUUGAAGCAAGCGAAUGUCUACGACCCCAAACGACUUUUCGGUGUGACUACUCUCGACGUCGUCCGAGCCGAAACUUUCGUACAGGAUAUCACCGGGGAGAAAGAGCCUUCCAAGACUGUCAUCCCUGUCAUCGGAGGGCAUUCUGGCGAGACGAUUGUGCCCCUCUUCAGUCUGGCCAAGCCCGCGGUGAAUGUCCCUGCUGACAAAUAUCCUGCUCUGAUCAAGCGUGUGCAAUUUGGUGGUGAUGAGGUCGUUGAAGCAAAGGGAGGAGCGGGAUCUGCAACUCUCUCAAUGGCAUACGCUGGGUUUCGCUUUGCCGAGCAAGUCAUCAAAGCAAGCAAGGGCGAGAAGGGUAUUGUCGAGCCCACCUUCAUCGAUCUGAAUGGUGUUUCUGGCGGAGAUGCCAUCGCUAAAGAGACUGGAGUGGACUUUUUCUCUGUACCAGUGGAGCUCGGGCCAUCCGGCGCCGAAAAAGCCAACAAUAUCCUGGGCAGCUUAAGUGAGGAUGAGAAGAAGUUGCUAGAACCUGCAAAGACGGGCUUGAAAGGCAAUAUCGCAAAGGGCAUCGAUUUUGUGCACAACCCACCACCGAAGUGA
Messenger RNA from Bacidia gigantensis, 993 nucleotides. RefSeq lists its product as uncharacterized. Gene Ontology annotation, molecular function: L-malate dehydrogenase (NAD+) activity. The transcript is spliced from 8 exons. NCBI's taxonomy places the organism in Eukaryota, Fungi, Ascomycota, Lecanoromycetes, Lecanorales, Ramalinaceae. The record is from RefSeq and is a predicted model, not a curated record. The coding region runs from base 1 to 993 and encodes 330 amino acids. Gene Ontology annotation, biological process: tricarboxylic acid cycle; malate metabolic process. Gene Ontology annotation, cellular component: cytoplasm.